AUGCUCAAGUCUGCUUCAACGCUGGUUCGAAGCUUUCUUCCAAGAGCACAGGCUACCAGAUUGUGCAGUUCCACCACGGCCACGUCUUCAGAAGAUGAACCCGUUGUGCUAGAAAAUAACCCUUAUACAAAGGCACCGCGCAAGUGUCUCUUGUGUUCCACGGGAGUUGAGCUCGAUUACAAGAACGCGAGACUUCUCCAGCAAUUCGUGUCUACCUUCUCCGGACGUGUGUACGAUCGUCAUAUCACUGGGCUUUGCGACGAACAACAGAAGAAGCUUAUCGAAGCAAUUGCGAAAUCUCGACGUGCCGGAUUCAUGCCAAUCUUUGUGAAAGAUCCAAAAUACGCUAGAGAUCCAAAGUUGUUCGAUCCGCUCAAACCAAUCAGACCUCAUUCUUUUGCCUAA
Molecule: messenger RNA, 405 nt
Organism: Caenorhabditis briggsae
Lineage: Eukaryota; Metazoa; Nematoda; Chromadorea; Rhabditida; Rhabditidae
Exons: 3
Coding region: 1-405 (134 amino acids)
Biological process (GO): mitochondrial translation
Cellular component (GO): ribosome; mitochondrial small ribosomal subunit
Molecular function (GO): structural constituent of ribosome; small ribosomal subunit rRNA binding
Source: RefSeq, a predicted model, not a curated record